UUUAACUCGCCCGCACGCAUUCACACACACUCUUCUCCCUCUCCCUCACUCACUCUCUCUCUCUCUCCCACCGUCAAAACUUUUCUCACACUGACUGUGUCGCCAUUUUUCUUUUCUUUUACCGCACAAAGACUUGAGCUUUCUCGAUUUUGUUCAGUUGUCAUGUAGAUCUCUCCUGGGUCUGAGUCUGCGUGUGAAAAUAGUCCACACUGGUUUUACUUCAAGCUCCAAAUCCCUCCCUCUCUCUCUAAACCCACCACCAUGCCCACCUUCUUCUUCUGCAUCUCCUCCAUACUUUUCCUCUUAUCCUGCGCACCCUUCCGUUUAACCUGCACCGCCAUUGCCGCCCACCACCGCCGGGUCCUCCACCAGCCCUUCCGGUCACAAGAUUCACUCCCUCCGACUCAGCCUCCUUCUCCCCAACCGCCGCACGCCAAGAAGUACCCAUUUUCCACUUCCAACCACCCCACCCCGCAGCCGCCCUUCUUCCCCUCCAUAACCUCCCCUCCACCGCCUCCGUCGCCUCCCUCUCCCUCCAACUUCGCCUCCUUCCCGGCCAACAUCUCCUCCCUCAGCCUCCCCAAAAACCCAAAAUCCAAGUCCGCUUCGUCCAAACUCGUUGCCGUUGCCAUCGUCCUCGUUGUCUCCGCCGUCGUCGUCACCGCCAUUACCCUGUUCCUCUACGCCCGCCGCCGAAGACGGGGAAUUUUCGGCGACAGCAAGACCUAUAGAUCCGACAACAGUCUUGGCGUUCUCCCUCCCAAUGGACUACCGAAGCCCCGAAGAUCGCCUCCGAAUAGCUCCGAGUUUCUUUACCUCGGCACCAUUGUCAAUUCUCAUGGCGGCGUCGACGCUCAUGUCGGCCCAAAUAACCACGGCAGUGGCGGUGGCGGCGGGCGAGACCUGAAUUUGAAGAAAAUGGACUCGCCGGAGCUCCGCCCGUUGCCGCCUCUCGGCCAGCAAAAUUUCCGGCAAAAUAAUACAAAUGCCAUUGGGGUUUCUGGCAGUGAGGAGGAAGACGAGGAGUUUUACUCUCCGAGAGGGUCUUCAGUCGGCCCCGAGAGCUCCAUCGGCACCGGAUCGGCCUCCAGGAGAGCAUUUGCUGCCGUAGCGGCGGAAAAUCUUGACGUCAGGACUAGCGAAUCGAGUUCCUCUUCGUCGUACUCAUCAAAUUCGGGUUCGCCUACUCGAUCAGUGUCGUUGAGUAUUUCGCCGCCCGCGAGUUCAAGUCCAAGAAGCUCAAGACCAAAAUCGCCGGACUUGAUGGCCGUUCAGACUGCUCCGCCCCGUCCACCACCACCACCGUCGACACAAUUCGCUAAUUUGACGAGUUCUGCGUCGCCUUCACCGCCGUCCUCGUCCUCACCGGAAAGAGCUUCGGACAAAAGCCUGGAUUCAUCGCCCAGAACAUCAAAUUUUUCGAUUCAAAAUGCGGGGUCUCCGGUGAGGGUUAACAGCGUUUUCACGAGUCAAUUGAACAGCAAUAGGAACUCUCGAUCCCCAUCUCUCUCUCCUUUGUCCUCACCAUCAAGAUUUUUGGGAAAGGCCCAAGAUUCAUCACCGAGAAUAUCCAGUGUUUCGAACCAAAUGGAGUCUCCAGAGAGAAUUAGCAACGCCACUUCGAAUCAAUUUGGAAAUAAGAGAACUUCCCGAUCUCCAUCCCUUUCCUCAUUCUCCUCACCAGAAAGAGGAGGACCCGUGGAAAAGAAAAUCCAAGAUUCAUCGCCAAGAAUAUCCAAUGCUUCCAGUCAAAAUGAGGAGUCUUCUGCGAUAAUUAACAAUAUUGUCUUGACUCAGUCAGACGUUGAAAGGUCUCGAUCUCCAUCACUGUCUUCGUUGUCCUCGCCGGAAAGACCCGUGGAGAAAACCCAAGAUUCAUCACCAAGAAUGUCCGAUCUUUCACUUUCGAAAGCUGAAUCUCCACUGAGGAUCCGAAAUUCUAUUAAGAACCCGGUGCCGGUCUCUGUUGUGCCGCCGCCGCCGCCUCCACCACCGCCCCCACCUCCACCAGGACACUGGGAAACUCCAGUUCAUACUCCAUCACUUCUUCGUAAGCCAAGCUUGAAUCCACCAGUUCUAGUAGCACCUUCAAGGCCUGUGGCUAUUGACAGUCCAACAACUAUUUCUCCAAUCCAAUUGCCUCCCAGUUCUGAAGAUGUUGAGAAGAACGACGAGACUCCAAAACCGAAAUUAAAGCCGCUACACUGGGAUAAAGUCAGAGCAAGUUCGGAUCGGGAAAUGGUGUGGGAUCAGCUAAAAUCAAGCUCCUUUAAAUUGAACGAGAAGAUGAUUGAAACACUGUUUGUUGUAAAUACACCGAACUCAAAUCAGAAAGAAUCAACUCGACGUCAAGUUCUUCCCUCACCAAGCCAGGAAAAUAAGGUGCUUGCAAAGAAAGCACAGAAUAUUGCAAUUUCUUUAAGGGCAUUGAAUGUAACAAUAGAGGAAGUCUAUGAAGCCCUUUCAGAAGGUAAUUCAGAUGCUCUUGGAACUGAGCUGCUUGAAAGUUUAUUGAAGAUGGCUCCAACAAAGGAUGAAGAACGUAGACUGAAAGAGUACAAAGAUGAUUCACCAUUCAAACUUGGACCUGCGGAGAGAUUUCUGAAGGCAGUGCUUGAUAUACCUUUUGCGUUUAAAAGGGUGGAAGCAAUGCUCUACAUGGCUAAUUUUGAGUCUGAGGUUGAGUACCUCAAAAAAUCGUUUGAUACUCUUGAGGCAGCCUGUGAAGAACUGAGGAGCAGCAGGAUGUUUUUGAAGCUUCUAGAAGCUGUGCUGAAGACUGGAAACCGCAUGAAUGUUGGGACAAACCGGGGUGAUGCCCAAGCCUUCAAGCUUGACACACUCCUCAAGCUCGUUGAUGUCAAGGGUGCCGAUGGGAAAACCACUCUCUUGCAUUUUGUUGUGCAGGAAAUAAUAAGAAGUGAAGGCGCUCGUCUUUCAGAUGGUAACCAAAACCCAAAGUCAAGUUUUAAUGACGACACAAAGUGUAGGAAGCUUGGCCUCCAAGUUGUUUCUGGUCUCAGUUCAGAACUCUCAAAUGUGAAGAAAGCUGCUGCCAUGGAUUCAGACGUGCUUAGCGGUGAUGUAAUGAAACUCUCAAAAGGACUUGGGAACAUUGCAGAGGUUGUAGGAUUAAAUCAAACAAGGGGAUCAGAUGGCAGCAGCCAGAAAUUUUCAGAGUCGAUGAACAGGUUCAUGAAAAUGGCGGAGGAGGAGAUUUUUCGCAUUCAAGCCCAAGAGAGCGUUGCUCUUUCGCUAGUGAAGGAGAUAACUGAAUAUUUUCAUGGAAACUCGGCCAAGGAAGAAGCUCAUCCGUUUAGAAUCUUCAUGGUGGUGAGGGACUUCCUAACAGUUCUUGAUCGGGUUUGCAAGGAAGUUGGAAUGAUCAACGAGCGUACACUAGUCAGCUCUGCCCACAAAUUCCCAGUUCCAGUAAAUCCGAUGUUGCAGCCAGUUAGCAGUGGAUUCCCCGUAAAGCAUCAGUUCAGUUCCUCAGAUGAUGAAACCUAAUCUUUUUGUGGCUUAUGUUGAACAUCAAGGUCAAGGCAAGAGCCCAAAUUGAAUGUAAUCUAUGUAGUCUGGCUGGACAGGAGCUUGUUUGGGCAUGGAACUUUAGUUCCACAAGUGUAAUUUUUUACCUUUUGUAUCUAUAUAUAGCUUUCAUGUAAAAGGUUUUUGGGAAUUUUUUACUCUCUAUAUAUAUGUACACAUACAUAUGCAAA
This is a messenger RNA of Diospyros lotus (date-plum), 3722 nucleotides long. RefSeq names its product formin-like protein 1. The record is from RefSeq and is a predicted model, not a curated record. Gene Ontology annotation, molecular function: actin filament binding. Lineage: Eukaryota; Viridiplantae; Streptophyta; Magnoliopsida; Ericales; Ebenaceae. Gene Ontology annotation, biological process: actin nucleation; actin cytoskeleton organization.